Messenger RNA from Drosophila willistoni, 4855 nucleotides. Its product is annotated as cilia- and flagella-associated protein 43. The coding region runs from base 27 to 4817 and encodes 1596 amino acids. The record is from RefSeq and is a predicted model, not a curated record. Gene Ontology annotation, cellular component: axoneme. The transcript is spliced from 8 exons. Gene Ontology annotation, biological process: cilium assembly. Lineage: Eukaryota; Metazoa; Arthropoda; Insecta; Diptera; Drosophilidae. Gene Ontology annotation, molecular function: protein binding.
UAAACAACAACAACAACAAGUUCAGUAUGAAUAUUAGCUCGACAGUUUGUUGGUGUAAUAUCUGGGAUGCACGGACCAUUACAAAUGUUGGCCCCGAUGUUCUAUGCAUACGGCAGGGCAAUGUGGCCAAGUUUAUACAUAUGCCAACAUUGACAGUCAAUUAUUUCAAGGCGGAGACAACCUCAACUGGCCUGUAUAUGAGCAUCUUUACAGGACACAAUCGUUUCCCGCUAUUUGCAUUCACCGAAAGUGUACUCCGACCACAGAUUUUAAUUUACAAAUAUCCGGAAAUGGUGAGAUUCAGUACAAUACCAUCUUAUCAGCUGAUAUACACGGAAAUACGUUUCUCAGAAUAUGAUUUAAUCGUGGGUGUUGGUGGCUAUCCCAUGUAUCCGUUGUGUGUCUACAAUUAUCGUACUGGAAAUUUGAUAUUGGAGCAGCCGACUAGAAUUCCGUCAUUCCAUUACUCUUUGGCUCUGAGUAAUACUAAUCUGCCGACAAUUGUGCAAUUUCAUAAGCAAGAAAUGAGCAUUAUAUGCUAUGAAAUGUGUUUCAUUGAGAAAGAAUCAUAUUUGCAUAAAGUAUCCGAAGUGGAAUUGGGUAAAAGUUAUUUCAAAUCAUCGCCACACUUUAUGUGCUUUGGCGAUGAUAAUGGUCUCUAUGUGGUUAAUGAUUACGGUGAGUUCUCACAAAUUGAUAUUGCCUGUUUUCUGAUCAAAUCACGUUGGAUACCUAAAUCGGAGAGUACGGAGAAUUUACUUAGGAUGGCACGACCGCACAGUUUACUCUCACAUCGCAAUGGUUUCCUUAUCUCGAAUAACUCUCAUGCCUACUAUUUGAAGAAGAAGGGUAGUCAAGGAUUUAGCGUCGAAUGGAACAUCGAUCAUCGAUUGCGUGAUGUCAAUAUGUUUGUUAGUAAUUUGAAUGGUGAAAUCUAUGCGGAAUGCCAAUUGGGUGGCAUUAAACAAGUAAUGGUCGAGGAAGAUACGGGCGUACUGUCAACUGUUGUCCCUACGGGAGAGCCAGUGAUAGCAUUCCGUAUACUUCAAGGCCUGAAAGACGAGUGUGUUGUGCUCUUGCAUAGCGAUAAAGUGGCCAUGGUUGAUCUUCAGACGGGACACACAUUGUGUGAGGUGCCUGUACGAGGUGCAUGCGCUAUACACUCUCAUCGGCUUAUACCCUAUGUAAUAGUUGGCACUAUGGAUGGACGUCUCAUUUUGAUACACUUUGAGAAGCCAACCCAGGGGAAUGUUUUGUAUGAACUGCAAGCGGAAACGGCAGCUGUCUUUGCCAUGGACUAUCAUGACAAUUGUGUGGUAUUUCAGGAUCAAGCCAAAGCUUUGCAUAUUGUCAAUGUCGAAUAUCGUCCACCGAAAAUGACACACUACUUUGAGAUGAAUGACGAUGAGCUGAUUAAGAAAGUCUUUAUACAAAGUUUCAUUUUGGUUGAAGGACCCCGCCUACUUGUAUGCAUUGCACGUGAUCGGACCAUUAAGCCGCCGGGCUAUGCCAAUGAAAUAUGGAUUUAUAGUUGGUCACGUGAUAAGCGUUUACAUAGACGUGAUUUCGCUCUACCCCAUGAUUAUGUGUCGUUUUGUGUUCAACCGCCCAUGGGUCGUUGGGAGCAAAUUGAGAUACUGGCAGCUGUGAUGGAUAGUACCAUCUUUGAUCAGUACCUUCUCAAUGAGAAGAAUGAACUGCAAUUGGUGGCAUCAACAAAAACUCCUCAUUUUGGUUUCAUUAUUGGUCUCGGUAUGACAAAACAUCUAUUGACCUGGGGCGUUGAUGGUAUUAUGGUGCAUUUUCGUCAACACAAACGUGCCAAGAAACCAUUCAUGAUAUCCCGAUUCCUUAAGCUGCUCUUCACUCCCAAGUACUUGGUUAGAGCCAAGGAGUGCUUCAAUUCCAAAUUCUUUAUCAUUCUGUAUUCGAAUCAGACUUUGCGGGUUAUGCGUUUACCCACUCUAGCGGAUAAUGUACGCGAAAAUAUCGAAUUAAAGUUGCCAUUUGAGCAGGAAAAUUAUAUACAACAAACGGGUUAUCAUAUAACAACAAUAAUACCCAUAUCUGUUAAAAUGGAAGUCAAAGAGGAUUUCAGUAAAGCGGAUUAUUUCAAACGCGACAAAGUUGUUGCCUUGAUCAAAGAGUUUUCGGCCAAAGUGACGUCCCUAAUUGACUAUGACAUGGCUAUGACGGGUAAAAGUCAGGGUAUAUUUAAGAAAUUCUGUUUCAAUUACGCCUGGCUCGAUGCCCUUACCGAAGAGGCUCACAAACUAUGCGCCUUGGAACGUGAAUCACUCGAAAAGGCCAUACGGGAUCAAUCGCGUAUUAGGGAUUGGAUAAUGCGUCUUGUAACCCGCGAUGCUAUUAAUAUCAAUUACAAAGUUCGUUCCAUAUUUGCCGAUGCGAAUUUCGAAAGUUUUGGCAUGCAACGUAAACCGAAUAUGAAGGAGUUUGAUAAAUAUCGUUUCUACGACUUGGAAGAUCAUAUGAGAUUAUCAAUUUUAUCCAUGGAGGAUAUGGAUGAGACUGCACUCGGUGCCCAAUCAGGCCAUGGUCAGAGUAGAUCUCUGGUUGGCGAUGAAGAGGAAGCUGGUGGUGAAGAGGAAGAUGAGGAGGAUAUGAAAGGUUUCCAUGAGAUGAAACCAUUUGUGGUCGAAGGCCCAAGUGUGUAUGAUCAUAUGAUGGCACCAAUAUUCCAAUUGCAAAAUAAGAAUCUAGUCACAUCGAAUCAAAUGUUUAAUGAUAAUUGCAAAAUACGCUAUUAUCUAAAUGAUCCGCUCAAGCAGGAGUUCAAUAAACUAUUCCAUGAAGCUCAGCAGCUGAAACGUGAGACUAUCGAUAAUGUCCUUAAUACCAAUGGUGUGCUCAUGAAAAUCUAUAAUAACAUGAAUAUAAUGUUGCGUCUCUUGAAUAUGGAUCAGUUUGCCCCACCCGAACUAUCUGUGCCCACACUGGCCAAAGAUGAGGUUAUACAAUCGAUUAUGCAAGUCGAUGAUUCUGAAAUCAGUGCUGUCAAUCGUCGCAAACGUAAAACCAUUGAUACAGGUGGUAAAAAGGGUCGCCUUCUACUCUGGUCUGUGGAAUUUUGGGCUCGAGCUUUAAUUGUCAUGAUGGACGGUGUUAUUGAGAAACUUUGGGAGGAGGAGAUCAAAAAGGAUAUAGCAAUUCCGGAAUUUGUAUUAAAAAAGCAGCCACACGAAUACACACUAGAAGAUCAGAAAAUAUUCCGUGCCUACGAAGAGGCAGUGAAUCAAUUAAACGAGGAUCGUGCCAAAUAUUUGCGAAUUCUUCAUGACAAUGAAGCAAAAACUUUAGAUCAGAAAUCCCAGCAUAUCCUUAAACUAAACAAACGUGUUGCCGAACUUAUGCUAAUGAAACUUAAAUAUGAUUUUGCCCUCAAACAGAAUCAAGUCCGUUUACUCAAUUUGAAAAUCAUCAAUUUCUCUCGAGUACAAAUACGCAAACGAGUUCACAUGUUCCGUGGGGACAUUGAUAAACUGAAUGAAUAUAUAACACGUUAUUGCAAUUUACUUGAAUACUGGGAUAAGGCUCUGGUCGAUGUUAAGACACGCCUGGAGACCCAACAGACAAGAGAUCGAGCCAUUGAGAGACAUUUUCGUAGUAACUUUCUCAACACAGUGCCACAUGCCACACAUGAAAUGACAAAACUAUUUAAAAGACGUCCAAAAUUGCCAACAAAAUUAUUCAGUUCUGCAUUAAUUUGUAUUGAGGCAUCGCAUAAGCUAAGUGGCAAACAGGCUCAACGCAUCGCAUUCCCACUGCCCAAAGAUAUUUAUGAUUUCUUGGCUAAUAUCGAUGAGAUUGAUUUACAAAAGUAUUGCCCCCCCCAGGUGGACCUUAAGUGUUGGGAAUCAUUUGUGAAACUGAGACGACAGAAAAUUGAAAGUGAAUUGCGUCUCAAGGGCAUUGGUUAUCAGAUGUUGGAUUGUCAAAGCUAUUUGAAUAAUCUCACCAAAGAUGUGGCUGGCUUAAAAGAGUCAAAGACCGUAACGCAAAAACACAUGGAGGAAAGCACUCAGAAAUAUUUAGAGGUAAUGCGAAAUAUGACACUCCAAUGUACCAUAUCAUUGGGUCAAGUGGAAAUAUCGGUAAUGGGCACAACAACUUCCCUGUCAAAUUCUGUGUUGAUGCAUGUGGAUGAUAUCAAUGAAGUAAAUCAUUUGAUAAAGGAUGCUGGCAAUAAGAAAAUUAAAGCAAUGCAACGUGUAGCCAUAUUUCGAAGACAGGUGAUCUUUAAGGAAUGGGAGCAUAAGUUGUUUAAAGUUAAUAUUGCCUAUCUCAAGUAUAUGCUCGAUGCCAUUGAGAAAUGUAAAGUGACAAUAGAAUUUCUUAAUAUUUUACGUAAUUGGGAAAAGGUCAAGGCCGAGCGUCAAAAAUUUAUGGCCGCUGGGGCCAUAGAACGUGUAAUUGAGCAAAAAAUAGCAGCUUUUCGAAAGCAUAUUGAACGCAUAAAUGUCAAAAUCGAUCAUCUAAAGGCCAGCACUUUGGAAGUCAAACGUAGUAAUCAUGCCGUCGAUUCGAAAAUUGAACGCCUUAAGGUUGAUAUGACAUUUCAGAAUACCUUGAGGGACACUAUGAUGGAAGAGCGACGAGAUCGAGAGCAGCGCGAAAGAAUGGCCCAAAUAAAAACGCAUCGCCAGCUAAUGGAAAAUGUACGUCGACGUUAUGCUCAUGUCUUGGAAUUGCAAACAAUUUUGGAACUACUACGUUUACGUACAUAUCCCACAUUGGGACCUCCGUUGCCCCAAUGUCAUCCGCCAGUGCCCGAGCAUAUAUUAAGUUCAAUGCUUUAAUAGGGGAGAUGUAAAUAAAUUUCGCCUAAUUCAUAUAA